ACCUGCGUAACCUCUUAUCGGAUUCUAACAAUUUAUGAUGAUUCAUUUUGUUGGUUAGUUGUGUAUUUUGUUCUUGAAAGAAACUAGUUUUAAAUAAAAAAACGUUUGGACCUUGUCCUUUAUUGUUGUACGAUUUAUCAGUAGAGUGAAUCAGUUUUAGGCAAUUCGUGUGCUGCUACAAAAGUCCAAAUUGCUCAAUUUAUUUCAGUCAUCAUCAUCAUCUAGUGCCAAUAGUUGACUUGUGAUAUCGUGAAUGAAAGGGAACCAGUUUAGUUUUAUCUAAGUGAAAGUGGAAAGUUAAGGAUUUUUUAGAAGUUUUAUUUGCAAUUAUUGAAUUCAUACCGUAAAAUAUGGCUGUGAGCGUGAAGUGGUCUUGGCGUUCUUUGUUCCUAACUUUAUUUCUAGUGACGUCAUCAUGCCUGGGCCUGCCGCAAGACAGCGCCAACGAUCUGCUAAUGUCGGCGAAAAAAGGUCUGCCCGAGCUGCGCAAAUCGCUGGCCGACUUUGUGCCCACACACGAGCUGGAGGACGCGUUCAAUGCCUCGGGCGCCCAUCUUCAGUCGGCCGCGGAUGCGUUAAAUGCCUCGGGCGUCCAUCUACCGUUUGCCGUCAACGCCUCGCAACUGCCCAGCAUUGAGGAGGGCGACAAGAUGAUUGAGGAGAAGUGCUUGAAAAACGGAGGCAACGGAUCGUAUGCUGAGGCCAUGGUGGCGAAGGAAGAACUGCAGUUCUGCAUGAAAGACAUGCUGGAUUACAAGAAGAUAAACGCCGAAAUCGAGACGGCAAAACCGACUGGCGAUCUGGACAAGGUUUUCCGCAAGUACUGCAGGAGUACUCCGAAGCUGAAGGGCUGCAUCAACAAUUUCACCACCUCGAUUGAACCCUGUCUGGAGGAGAGUGAAAAAGUGUCGAAGCAUAUCAUUAUGAAUAUCACAACGGCCCUCGAACAGUUCAUCUGCUACAAGGAAGGAGAUAGGAUAGCGUUAUUUAUCGGGGAAGGAGGCAAAGAGUGCAUAUUUGACAAAUGGGAGGCGAUCCAGCACUGCGGCAAUGUGACUUUCAGCAAAUACCUGCCGGCCGACAUGAAGGAACUGCCAGACGUCACUGAGAGUCUGCCUGUAUUCAAGCUGGAGAAGGAUGAGUGUCUUAAAAUCAACGAAUUCCAGCAGUGCGUUGUUGCCGAAUUGGCCAAGUGCAAGGAGCCGACCCCGGCCAACAUAGUGGACAGUCUGAUGAACUUUGUGCGCCUGCGCACACCCUGUCGCGAGUACAAGCCUCCCUCGCAAACGGGGGCUGCAUCCUCAGUCUUCACCCCCCUUAUGCUGGUGGUCACAGCUGCAUGCACACUGAUCUUCAAUGCUAUCUCAUAGGAUCACGGAUGAAGGACGCAGGAUGCAGACCAAAGAUGGAUUUUGAGUUACUCGAUUUGUGAGACGCGAAAAAACAGAAACUCAUUGCUAGGUACUUUUGAAAUUGAAAAGUAAUUUCAAGGUUUUUCCUGUAGGUAGGGUAGCUCUAGGUUUAUUUUAUAGUAAGACAUUUAAUUACUAUUAAGGGCAAGGUAUGGUGUUAAGUUGAAUAUUUUAUUUUGUUUUUAAAGAUUUAUUUUUGUUUGAAAUCAAAUUUAGUGUUAACAAUCCAUGACCAGCCAUAAUCUAUGUAAUUUAUAAUACAGUACCAUGUAAAGUGUACGAAGGAUUUCGGAGGAGCCUGAGUGAGGGAAUGAUUAUAUUAUAUGGUUGCUCAUCGUCGUGCUGCGGGGGGGGUGGGACGCCCCUUGCUGAUUCCUCAAAUUGAUCCUCCUCAAAUUGAUCUGAUUCCUUGCACUCGUAUGAGGUUUGAGUGAAGAAGUGGUGAAAUAAGAGGAAUAAUUUACUGAGAAAUAAAUCUUUAUUCAGAGAAACGGUAAAUUUUGAAAUUUGAAUAAUUUCAAGAAAAACAAAUCUUCAUAUAAAGUUUCUCAUAUUUACACAUGUUUCAGAGAAACGGGAUAUUUUGAAAUUUGAAUAAUUUCAAGAAAAACAAAUCUUUAAAUAAAGUUUAUUAUAUCAUUAAAUAGUAAAAAUAAUGCCAUUUUAGAAUAAAUACAGAAAUUUUUUUUUUUUUUGAAGAUGACAUCUUGCAGGUGUGUUUCUUUUCUACGCAAACAUUCGUGUAGUCUCUCCGUCACAUUGUCCAUGGUUUGACUUAACAUUACAACUGGAAUUUCUGAAAUCGCUUCUCGAAUCUUGGCUUUCAAUUCUACAACAACAUUAUUUUCACAUACAGAAAUCAGAUAAAGUUCAGCAUGACAAUGCAAUCCAAAUAAAAUUUAAUAAUAGUAAGUGAAAGAAAAUCGCUGGCAUAAGAUGACUGGUGUUUGCCAACAUUUAAUGGAACUGUUUUAUAUAUUGUGUAAGUUUAGGUGAAAACAUUGUAAGUUGUUAUAAAUAUAGAGUCGAUUUGUUGUAUAUUUUUCUAUACUUGUAUGAAUAUAUUGAUGUAGUAAGUGAGGUGAAUCAAAUAAAGUUGAUGAACAAAUAUUGAGAA
Molecule: messenger RNA, 2529 nt
Organism: Nilaparvata lugens (brown planthopper)
Lineage: Eukaryota; Metazoa; Arthropoda; Insecta; Hemiptera; Delphacidae
Product: 27 kDa hemolymph protein
Exons: 7
Coding region: 351-1370 (339 amino acids)
Source: RefSeq, a predicted model, not a curated record